Molecule: messenger RNA, 1572 nt
Organism: Trifolium pratense (red clover)
Lineage: Eukaryota; Viridiplantae; Streptophyta; Magnoliopsida; Fabales; Fabaceae
Product: protein NETWORKED 4A-like
Exons: 1
Coding region: 1-1572 (523 amino acids)
Cellular component (GO): vacuolar membrane
Molecular function (GO): actin binding
Source: RefSeq, a predicted model, not a curated record
AUGUCUCACAAGAAAUCAACAAAAAGAUCUCUAACAUCCCAGAUGGAUCGCAACAUUCGUCAAAUGAUGAAACUAAUUGAAGAUAAUGGAGAUUCAUUUGCACAAAAAGCUGAAAUGUAUUACAAAAAGAGACCAGAAUUGAUCUCUCUUGUUGAAGAGUUUUACCGCGGUUAUCGGUCAUUAGCCGAACGUUAUGAACAUGUAACAGGCGAAUUGUGGAAAAACAUACCUUCUGAUCUUCAAUCUCAUGGUUCAUUUGUUUCUGAUAACGGUUCUGAACCACCUCCUUCUUUGCCUUCAGCUUCUCCUAUAAAAAUGGGACGUCGAAUAGCAAGUAACCGUGCUGCAGGGUUCGAUUUCUUUCUCGGUUCUGGUGGAAACAAUUUUGAUGCAACAAGUCAAAAAGAUGGAGAUGCAUCUUCGACUUUGACAGAUAGCGAUGAUGAAUUUGAUGACGCUUCAUCUAUCAAUAGUUAUUCGGGUUACUUCGGGAAUUCAAGUGAUCAUGGUAUGACUAAAAGGGUUAUUGAAUUGGAAAUCGAUUUACGUGAGGUGAAAGAAAAACUUUUGUUUUAUGAGCAACAAGAACAUGGUGAAUAUUUUGGUGACAAAAUCAAUGCAUAUGCACAAGAAUUGAAGAAUGUGAAUGAACAUUUGAGGCAUUCAGAAGAGGAAAUUAAUAAACUUAAUAUUGAGGUUGAAAAAUAUAAGUCGAUGGAAUCAUCGAUACAUUUGCAGGAUGAUACGUGUUCCAGGCUAGGUCAGGACCGGUCCGAAUUGGACCAAUGUACGAUCAAUACACAUGAAUUAUCAUCAUCAUCAACAAAAAAAGAUAUCGAUGAUGAUCUUAGAUUGGAAAAAGAAAAAGUUGAGAAUUUUGAGAUGCAAAUAGCUUCAUCGAAAAUUGAGGCAAGUAAAUCAAAUGAAAAUUUUCAGCAAUUGCAGGAUCAACUUAACUUGGCUCACAAGGAAGUUGCUACAUGGAAAAAUAAAUUCGAUUCUUUGAAGAGCGAUAACACAAAACUUCAAGAAAAAGUUUCAAUGCUGCAAACAUGUCUAUCAGAAAGAGAAAAUGAGAUCAAGGAUUUAAAUGCCGUUUUAUUCGACACAGAACAGAAAAGCUUCUUUGAAAAAGCACAGUUAAAGACUGAAGUGUGUAAAUUGUUGGAGAAACAGAAUCACAUGGAAAUAAGACUCAAAGGUGAAACUGAGAUAUUGAAGGGAGAGAUUAAGGAUAUGAAGAAAAAUGUAGAAGAAAUUAAUGUGAGUCUUAAAGGUUUGGUAUUAGAGAGAGAUAAUCUCAAACAAGAAGUUGGUUUACUCAAAGAAGAGAUGAAUUCAAGAGGUAAAAUAAUUCAACAGGCAUAUAGACAUGUGGUAAAACUAGAAUCAAGAGCUAAGGAAUUAGAAGAUGAGAUUGAGAGGCAAAAGAUUGAGAUAUUAGAAGGAGCCGAAGAGAAACGCGAAGCAAUAAGACAGUUAUGUUUCUCACUUGAACAUUAUAGAAAUGGAUAUAAUGUUCUUAGAAAGGCUUUCAUAGAUCACAAAAGGUUACCAGUUUUGGCAUCUUAA